This is a messenger RNA of Diorhabda sublineata, 5800 nucleotides long. RefSeq names its product neuroligin-like protein glit-1 (gene Gli). Lineage: Eukaryota; Metazoa; Arthropoda; Insecta; Coleoptera; Chrysomelidae. The transcript is spliced from 9 exons. Gene Ontology annotation, cellular component: cell surface; septate junction; tricellular tight junction. The coding region runs from base 56 to 2626 and encodes 856 amino acids. The record is from RefSeq and is a predicted model, not a curated record.
AGAAAUGAGUUUAACAACAAAAUACACAUAGUACAUAACAAAUGUGUGACGAACAAUGGCACCGCCCAGUAGAAAAGAAUAUGAAAUAAUUGUAACAUUGCUAAUAAUUUUUUUGAGUGACAUUGUGGGGCUAGGACAAUAUGAUCACUAUACAAGUUAUUCUAGUGGAUAUCCACCAAAUGUACAAAAUCCAUAUAAUGAAUAUGGUCCACGAUUACCAUACAAUCCCAAUAAUCCUUUCGAUAAUAGAGUUACUUAUGUAUACAAAGGUAGAAGGUAUGGACAAAACUAUAAUACAAAUUAUUAUAAUCAAGGUAGACCUGGCGACCCCAGAAUUAAAGGACAGGAUGAGAGAUUUACCUAUGACAGGGCGGGGAAUGCCGAACCUAUUUUGCCUGGUAUAUUAGGUAGUUGGAGAGAAGAUUUGCAAGGCAAAGCACGAGAACAAACUAGAGAACAACCUCGUGAUGUUUUUGUUGAAACAAGUCAUGGUACUGUACAAGGUUUUCAAGUAUAUCUUUUUGACAAUCCAGACCCAGAAUCAUUGUACAGACCGGGAGCUGAGUUUAUUGAGAGACAACAAGGCAUAGUUAGUACUUUCCUUGGAAUACCGUAUGCUCAACCACCUGUUCUUGAAGGAAGGUUUAAGCCUCCAAGACUUCAUAGGGGAUGGCAAAUAAUGCAAGCUGUUGAUUUUGGCCCAGCAUGUCCUCAACCUAUUAAAUAUACUGGAGUUAAUUUUGGAAUAAGGGAUGUGGAUGAGGACUGCUUAUACCUUAAUGUUUUCACUCCAGAUAUAACUAAAGGAACUGGACAUAAAUAUCCAGUGAUGUUUUACAUUCAUGGAGGUGACUUUAUAAAGGGAGCUUCUAACACUUUUCCUGGUCACAUAUUAGCCACUUUUUACAAAGUAGUUGUUGUAACAAUCAAUUACCGUUUAGGUGCCUUAGGUUUCCUUAGUACAGGAGACGUUAACUCACCAGGAAACUAUGGAAUACUUGACCAAGCCAUGGCAUUAAGAUGGAUAUAUGAUAAUGCUGGCAGCUUUAAUGGAGACAGAAACAGUAUUACUUUGUUUGGGCCUGGUGCUGGUGCUGCAUCUGCUGGAUUGCUCAUGGUUGCACCUCAAACCAGACAUAUUGUAACCCAAGUAAUUGCUCAAAGUGGAUCAGCUGUAGCAGACUGGGCAAUGAUUUUUGACAAAUAUAGAGCCCAAAAUACAAGUAGAGUUUUUGGGCGUCAAAUUGGUUGUAGUAUAGAAUCAUCAUGGAAACUAGUAAAUUGUCUAAAAAAUUCUAGAAGUGCCUAUGAAAUAGGGAAUGCAGAAUUUCCACCAGAAGUGGGUCUGUUUCCUUGGGCGCCUGUGAUAGAAAUGAAUGUAUCUAUGCCUUUUUAUGAAGGUUGGUAUGAAAAAGACUGGCACUUUAUAACUGAAAGUGUUGAAACUUUAAUUAAAAAGAGGGCUUUCAAUCAAGGUUUACGAUAUAUGUCAAGUGUUACUCUACAGGAAGCAGCAGGAUUCAUUACUUCAAAUAAGACAUUGGAACCAAAUUUUAUUGUAACACAAGAAUUUUUUGAUCUAAAAGUGAAAGAACUGGUUUUACGAUAUAAUUAUACACUUAAUCCCUAUGGAAUAUUUGAUGCAAUAAAAUAUAUGUAUACAUAUUGGCCUGAUCCUACUAAUGUUACACAUAUUCGCAAUGAAUACAUACAACUCCUUUCUGACUUCUUAUAUACAGCUCCUAAUGAUAAAAUUGUAAAAUUACUAAUUGAUCAAAACGUACCAGUUUACAUGUAUGUUUUAAACACCACAAUAGAAUCAUUUAAUUUGGAAGAAUGGAGGAAAGUACCACAUAAUAUUGAACAUUAUCUUCUAUGUGGAGCACCAUUUUUAGAUGUGGAAAUGUUACCGGCUAAUGAAAGAUUUGUUAGAAAUCAGUGGACAAGAAAUGACAGAAACAUGAGUCACUUUUUCAUGAAAGCAUACAGCGACUUUGCAAGAUAUGGAAAUCCUUCCCACACACAAAUAUUGGGAUUACAUUUUGAAGAGUCAAAGCAUGGACAACUUAAAUAUCUUAAUUUGAAUACUACCUAUAAUUCAUCAAUAAUGUGGAAUUUUAGACAGACUGAAACUGCUUUUUGGUCCCAGUACAUCCCAACUUUAGUUGGACACCUCAUACCUACUUAUCCACCUACUACAGAAUUUUGGUGGGAACCAAGAGCACCUUUACAAAUAGCAUUUUGGAGUAUUUCUGGAAUAUGUCUGCUACUUAUUGUACUUCUAGUAAUUUGCUGUAUGCUAUGGAGGAACGCAAAGAGAUCAUCAGACAGAUAUUACAAUCCUUAUCUUUAUCCAGCAGAUACUGAUACAGAUAACGAAGGAAUUGAAAAUAACCGUAGAACUGAAGACAAUGAAUAUAUUGAAAAAUAUGGUUCUCGCUUGGUACCUCCACUCUCUAAUAGUGCUACCUCAUUUCAUAGCAUGUCUAUGAAAGAAAUGCAAGGUUUUGUAAAUAAAAAUGCAAAUGGUGAAACCCAUCAACAUAAAAAAGGCACGCCAGUUGUACCACCCAAAUUUAAUAAAUCACGAGAAUUACCAUUGGGUGUUCCUCAGACAGAUGUUUAAUAUAGGAAAUAAGUCUGUUAUGCAUAUCAUAACACAGAAGUAUGAUACUUACUUGUGUUUGUAGAAACAUGUUUUGUUAUAAGAUUUAUGUACAAAUUAUUUUUAAUCUGAUAUGACUGCCAGAGUAUGGGCUAGAUAAAUAAGGAAUAAAAAAACUUUUUUUAAUUAAAUUGCAACAUAUUUAUGUAUUAAAGAAUUAUAUGAGAUAUGGGUUUUGUUGAACAAGACAUUUAAGACAAUCAUUUUCUUUAUUUGAACAAAACGCCAAGGAAAAUCAGACUGAUAUGUACAAUGUGAUAUACUAAAUAGUCUACCCCAAUAUUUGACAGCUCAUGUUAAUUGUUGAACAAGAUAUAUUUUGGGACUCCAUUUUCUAUGUGUUUUGAUAUAAAAACACUUUUGGCGAACCACUAAGUGUUCAAUAUAAUUCCUAAUGAAAAGAAUAUUAAAUAAAUUUAUAAUGCAAAUAUUUGAUCGUUAAUGUUAAAUGACUUUUUAUGGUAAUACUGAACAUGAUACAUAUAAAACUACAGAUAUGAUAAAUUCAAUGGAAUAUGCAAUAUACACUUAUGUCAUUGCAAAAAUUUUUGUAUCCUGUAACAAACGAUUCAAUGAUGUUUCGACAUUUUUAACUAGAACUUGCUUGAGUAUCUCUGUAACAGACAAUAUCCAUCUUAAUCUAAUAAAACAAGUAUAACUUUGUACUUUAAUGUAUAUUCAGCUCUUAUGAGCAUAUUUUCAUAUUUUAAAAGGUAUCUUGUAUUUAGCUAUUGUUUAGUUUGGCUUUACUGAGUGUACUCCAUUCUACGAAUUUUUGUAUUUAUGUACACGAAUUCAUCGAAGCAAGAAUUUGCCAUGAAAUCUUUUUAUCCAAUUGACUAUGUGACAGAAUUUGAAUGUUCUUUUGCUUUAAUCAGUACGACAAAUCAAUAACUUAUUGUUAGCAAAUUUUUAGGUGUUUUUAGUACUGAACAUACUUUACUUUUACUACACCAACACUUCUCUUAUUGACUAUCUGACGUUCUUUUGCAUUUUGAUACCCAAGUUACUGUCUUGAAACAUGUCAGGUAAAUUAAAAUUACCAAUUAUAGCAAACUUUCUACGCCGAUGCACUCUCUUUCAAACGAAAAAUUCUACUUCAUACAAAAAAUCUCAAGUUCAAUUCUCAUAUAAGAAAAUAUAAAAUGGACUUUGAGAAAUAAGUUCUUUAUUUGUAUUUAAACUCUUCCACAGAAUUUCAAUAAUUUGAAAUUAUUAUUAUUGGAUAUAUUUUUUAACAAUUUUAUAUUACAUAUUAUGUUUUAUAGCAUACUUGAUAAUAUAAAAUUUUUCUUUCCGUCCAUAUUUUAAAUGCUUCUAAAAUCGCACUCCAACACAAACCAUUAGUCUCCUUAAUUUAUUUUCCUUCACAAUCUUUACAGCUAAUUUUGUAAAUAUUUUAAAGUAUUGUUGAAUAUAUAAACUAACAUUAAACCUACCAUAUAGAUAAGAUUUUCCAAUCAUUUUGAACAAGCGAGAUUAGGAGGUACUAGAAUAAAUUUCUCCUGUUUUUCGUUUAGAUACUGGAAAAAAGUAGUCUCACAAAGAUAUUUUUUCAUUAAUUAGUCAACGUUUUACUAUUAUUCCAUCAUAAUCAUUUAAAACGGCUAUGUGCUCAUUUAAAUUAUUUUCAUUCUUUCAUCUUCCGUGUUAAGUAGGAAAUUAAUAAAGGAAAUGGCAACUGACCAUUUUAGUUGGAAAAAUAGAAAAAAUCAACUUGAAUGUACCUGUAUGUAGCAGUGUUUAUUCUAAAUUAAACUCUGAUUUGUUUCUAAGUACUAUUGUAUCUAAAAAUGGUAACUAAUCAGUUUUAUUUUACCUUUAGUCUUUGAAGUUAUUGAAUCGCCGUUAGUGUAGUCAUAGUUAUCAGAAUGUUUAGUAUGAAUAUCACUAAUGGCUCCUGAACUUAGUAAACUUAGUAUUUUUUGGUAACGUUAGGUUGUAUAUCAGUUAAUAUUGUUAUGUAUGUAUGUAAAUCAACUAUUUUUGAGUUAUGUAAAAACUGAAAACUUGAGUGUUGAACGUUUGGAAAAUAUGUAAAAAUGCAAAAAUAUUCAUAUUCUAAGUAGAUCGUAUGAAAUAAUAUAUUUCUUUCUAAAGGCUAAUAACGAUGUGAUAUUAACAAUAGUAUAACUUAAAUAAUAAAUAUCUUAUACUUUACAUCACUCAAACAAUUAGCAAUACAAGAAACGGCAUAAACUCAUCUUUAAAAUCUAUAAUGCUUAGUUUCAGAAGUAACUAUGGAUGUUACCUACAUAAAAAAUUUUGAAUGCUUUUUGAAUCACUAUUUUUCAAACGUCAAUUUUAUUCUGUUACUAGUUUAUUUUUAUGAAAUUGAAUACGACCGUUGUAAUUAUACACCCUAUUAUUAGUAUAUAUAGUAUGACUAAUUGCAAAGUUGAGAAUUGUUCAUUUAAAUUAUUAUCAAAUCAUAAAUUAGAAGUUAUUUCCAUUCAAAGGUUUCAUAUACAUUUUACAAAUUUCACAAAUUUUUUGUAAUCAAUUUGUUUAUACUUUCCUUAGACUAUUAUAAGCAUUUCAUUCCUUAGUGAUUAUUACAUUUCGAAGAUUCAUCAUUUUAUCAUGGGCAAUAUUUCAUCUUCUGGAAAAGCAGUUAUCUGUCUCAUAAGAACUUAUAGUUACUACCAUUAACCUAUACUGACCUUACUCUAUAUUCUCAUUGUCUACAAGAGGUUUAUACGAAUCCUAUAUAAUUUUAAGAUUCCCUCUGCACAUCAUUUUACAAACUAUCCAAUCCCCUUUUUCCAAUAGAAAAUGACCUGUUUAAAUGAACAGUCUGCCCUUUUAACCAACGUGAUCUUCUUUGAGACUUAGAUGCUGCUCUAAAAAUUCAUUACCCCAAUUUUUUUUAUUACACCUAUUUAUAUAUUUAAUAAAGUUACUUGCAGACGAUUAUCUGAAUCCCAGUGAUUUCAUGAUUAUCGGUUUCCAUACUCUAUCCCAUUCCUGUGUAGUAUUUAAACUUGGAACUUCCAAGUUACAUUUCAAUAUUAUCUGUGAUGUCUUUCGUAUUAUUUCCACAAAGCAGGUUUUUCUUUUUUGUAUUUUUUACAUUUUUAUAAAAAUUGUAAUGUAAAUGUGAGAUUUUUAAUAAAUAAUAUAUUUAAAUAUUGA